GAGAACCGUGGUCUUGUAUACACAGAAGAGUGGGCACCAAUAGAAACACCAGUCACAGCCACCUGCUGAUUGUGCACCUGAGGCCUUGGUGCCCUGGUACAGCCUGGGUUAAUGACCCUGUUUAUCCACUUGAGUCAUCCGAUAAGGGGUAGCCAGGCCAGCAGGCCGCAGCCCUGUGCCUUGCACCAGCCACUUUCAUUGACUGAAGUGAUAGCAAUGCCACGUGGAGCUCCCGAUUCCCCUCCCCCGCCACUUCCCCAGUCCAGCCAGGGUCAGUGUGUGUGCGCCUUGUUUUUUUCAAUGAACAUGACUUCUGGAGUCAAGGUUGUCGGGCCAUCCUCCCUCCUGCCCUUUGGCGGUAUAAAUAACACCAACAGCUCAGCACAGAGGGCCAGAGAGCUGGGAAGACAUAGGAGCAGGUCCCCAACCAUGAGCGCCAGCCAACCAGGGGCCUGCCCGUGCCAGGGCGCUGCAGGCCACCCGACCAUUCUGUACACACUUCUGAGCCCCAGCCUCAGACCCAGGCCCUCAGUGCCCCCAUCCCCAAGCCGCUGCCUGUGCCUACAGCACCGGCCUGUCCGCCUGUGUGCCCCCCACCGCACCUGCCGGGAGGCCUUGGAUGUCCUGGCCAAAACAGUGGCCUUCCUCAGGAACCUGCCCUCCUUCUGCCAGCUCCCUCCGCAGGAUCAGCGGCGGCUGCUACAGGGCUGCUGGGGCUCUCUCUUCCUGCUUGGGUUGGCCCAAGACACAGUGACCUUUGAGGUGGCUGAAGCCCCAGUGCCCAGCAUACUCAAGAAGAUCCUGCUGGAGAAGCCCAGUAGCAGUGCUGGCUGGGGACAGCCACCCGACAGGCCCCAGCCCUCGCUGGCUGCUGUGCAGUGGCUUCAGUGCUGCCUAGAGUCCUUCUGGAGUCUCAAGCUGGGCCCCAAAGAGUAUGCCUACCUGAAAGGAACCAUCCUCUUCAAUCCAGAUGUGCCAGGCCUUCAUGCCUCCUCCCACAUUGGGCACCUGCAGCAGGAGGCUCACUGGGCCCUGUGUGAAGUCCUGGAGCCCUGGUACCCAGCAGGCCGAGGCCGGUUGGCACGAGUCCUCCUCACGGCCUCCACUCUUAAGAGCAUUCCAUGCAGCCUUCUUGGGGACCUCUUCUUUCGCCCUAUCAUUGGAGAUGUAGACAUCACUGGACUCCUCGAGGACAUGCUUUUGCUAAGGUGACCUGCAGAAGCUUGCAGUGCUGAUUUGGCCUGGCUGUCCCCAACUGGGAGUCAACGCUCCUGGAGAGGAAAGCUGCUAGAUAGCGCUCAGCCCCCUAGGAGGCUCACUCAUCCACACCCCAACUUGGACUUCCACAGUUUGGACACAGUACUCCAGCCAUCUGGUAGGCCCUCGGUGGUCCCCAGAGCCUCUGGGCCAAGAAUGCUGUCCCCUCUGGGGAUGGUUUGGAAGUUUGACUGUUUGGAAGUUAGAUUGCUCACUGGGGCAGAAUUCUUCCUGACUUUGUACAGAGCUAAAUUAAGUUAUUGUUUUUUGUAAUAAAAGGUGUGAUGCCCUUGGA
Molecule: messenger RNA, 1552 nt
Organism: Ictidomys tridecemlineatus (thirteen-lined ground squirrel)
Lineage: Eukaryota; Metazoa; Chordata; Mammalia; Rodentia; Sciuridae
Gene: Nr0b2
Product: nuclear receptor subfamily 0 group B member 2
Biological process (GO): circadian rhythm; negative regulation of transcription by RNA polymerase II
Cellular component (GO): cytoplasm; nucleus
Molecular function (GO): transcription factor binding; transcription corepressor activity
Source: RefSeq, a predicted model, not a curated record